Messenger RNA from Camelina sativa (false flax), 759 nucleotides. Its product is annotated as nuclease. Lineage: Eukaryota; Viridiplantae; Streptophyta; Magnoliopsida; Brassicales; Brassicaceae. The record is from RefSeq and is a predicted model, not a curated record.
CUCUAUCGAAUUCCUGAAAGACUUCAGGUAGACCGAAGAUAUUGGCCAUAUUUUAGUGGAUUCGUUGGAGCUAUGGAUGAGACUCAUGUAUGCGUCAAAGUAAAGCCUGAGUUACAAAGAAUGUAUUGGAAUCGACACGAUAAUGCAUCAUUGAACAUCAUGGCAAUAUGUAAUUUGAAUAUGUUAUUCACAUAUAUCUGGAAUGGAGCACCAGGAUCAUGCCACAAUACAGCUGUUCUGCAAAUGGCACAACAAAGUGAUACCGAGUUUCCUUUGCCUCCAUCAGAUAAGUAUUAUAUCGUUGAUUCUGGUUAUCCAAACAAACAAGGAUUUCUUGCUCCUUAUAGAUCAUCACGAAAUCGAGUUGUGAGAUAUCAUAUGUCCCAGUUUCAUUAUGGUCCUCCUCCAAGGAAUAACCAUGAAUUGUUCAACCAAUGUCAUGCAUCUUUACGUUUUGUUAUUGAAAGAACGUUUGGAGUUUGGAAGAAGAAGUGGAGAAUACUUUCUGAUUUUCCAAGAUAUAAUGCUCAAAUUCAGAAAAGAGUGGUAAUAGCUACAGUGGGACUACAUAAUUUCAUCAGGAUUUCAAAUUUCUCGGAUGCAGAUUUUGCAGAUGUAAUAACUAAGACGAACAACAACCAAAAUUUUGAGCAUUAUAUAGGUGACAUGGAUGCAACAGAGAUAGCAGAUAGAGAAGCUAUGACGCAAAUAAGAGAUACCAUUGCAAAUAUGUUAUGGAAAAAUCAAAGUAAUCAAUAA